GGGAUUGGAGAGCCCAGCGUGUACCACGCCGUGGUGGUGAUUUUCCUGGAGUUCUUUGCCUGGGGGCUGCUGACCACGCCAAUGCUAACGGUGUUACACCAGACUUUCCCCCAGCACACAUUCUUGAUGAACGGCCUGAUUCAUGGAGUCAAGGGUCUGCUUUCUUUUCUAAGUGCCCCACUGAUUGGUGCUCUCUCUGAUGUCUGGGGCAGGAAAUCCUUCCUCCUCCUCACUGUCUUCUUCACGUGUGCUCCAAUUCCCCUGAUGAAGAUCAGUCCGUGGUGGUAUUUUGCUGUCAUUUCCAUGUCUGGAGUCUUUGCUGUCACCUUCUCUGUGAUUUUUGCCUACGUUGCCGAUAUCACCCAGGAGCAUGAGCGCAGCACGGCGUAUGGCUUGGUGUCAGCCACGUUUGCUGCUAGUCUGGUCACGAGCCCAGCCAUCGGGGCGUACCUCUCCCAGGCCUAUGGUGACACGUUGGUGGUGGUGCUGGCUUCAGGUGUGGCUUUGCUGGAUAUUGCCUUCAUCCUGCUGGCAGUGCCGGAGUCGCUGCCGGAGGAGAUGCGCCCGGUCUCCUGGGGAGCUCCAAUCUCUUGGGAACAAGCAGACCCAUUCGCUUCCUUGCGGAAAGUGGGUCAGGAUUCUACAGUGCUGCUCAUCUGUAUCACCGUCUUUCUCUCCUACCUUCCCGAAGCCGGCCAGUAUUCCAGCUUUUUCCUGUACCUGCGACAGGUCAUUGGUUUUUCCUCGGAGACUGUGGCAGCCUUCAUUGGCGUGGUUGGAAUUCUCUCCAUCCUGGCUCAGACAGUGGUGUUGGGAAUUCUCAUGCGUUCCAUAGGAAAUAAGAACACCAUCCUGCUGGGACUAGGCUUCCAGAUCCUCCAGCUUGCCUGGUACGGCUUCGGAUCGCAGCCUUGGAUGAUGUGGGCUGCAGGAGCCGUGGCUGCCAUGUCCAGCAUCACCUUCCCAGCCAUCAGUGCCAUGGUGUCUCGGAACGCGGACCCUGACCAACAGGGUGUGGUGCAGGGGAUGAUCACUGGGAUCCGGGGGCUGUGUAAUGGCCUGGGGCCGGCGCUCUAUGGCUUCGUCUUCUAUCUCUUCCACGUGGAGCUGAAUGAAAUGGCUGAGGUGGAAACCCUGGGUAAGGCCUCCAAACCCAACAUGGCCAACCCUACGGAUGAGAGCAGCAUCAUCCCAGGGCCUCCUUUCCUGUUCGGGGCUUGUUCUGUCCUGCUGUCGCUCCUGGUGGCCUUGUUCAUUCCAGAACACAACCUUGCACUGAGAUCAGGCAGCCACAAGAAGCACAGUAACGGAGCCCAGACCCACACUCACAGCCCUCAGGCUGGUGGGUCGGAUGGCAAAGAGCCCCUGCUCGAGGACAGCAGCGUAUGAGGCCGGGAGAGAAGGACCUGGCUCACAUCUCGACCCCAGGCCAAGGAGGGACUCAACCAGUGGGAGCUCAAGGAGAGAGAGACAGGGUGGGG
Nestor notabilis (Kea) is the source of this 1481-nucleotide messenger RNA. RefSeq names its product hippocampus abundant transcript 1 protein-like. The record is from RefSeq and is a predicted model, not a curated record. NCBI's taxonomy places the organism in Eukaryota, Metazoa, Chordata, Aves, Psittaciformes, Psittacidae. Gene Ontology annotation, cellular component: membrane. Gene Ontology annotation, biological process: transmembrane transport. Bases 82 to 1389 code for a protein of 435 amino acids. Gene Ontology annotation, molecular function: transmembrane transporter activity. The transcript has 11 exons.